Messenger RNA from Synchiropus splendidus (mandarinfish), 924 nucleotides. Its product is annotated as chymotrypsin B-like. The transcript is spliced from 7 exons. The record is from RefSeq and is a predicted model, not a curated record. Gene Ontology annotation, molecular function: serine-type endopeptidase activity. Gene Ontology annotation, biological process: proteolysis. Lineage: Eukaryota; Metazoa; Chordata; Actinopteri; Syngnathiformes; Callionymidae. The coding region runs from base 57 to 851 and encodes 264 amino acids.
CACGGGUUGCGGGAUAAAAGCCGCGCCUGGCGCUUGUUGGCAUCAUCGUCGUCGACAUGGCCUUCCUCUGGAUCGUCUCCUGCCUCGCCUUCGUCAGCGCCGCCUACGGCUGCGGAACCCCGGCCAUCACUCCCCAGGUGACCGGGUACGCCCGCAUCGUCAACGGUGAGGAGGCUGUUCCUCACUCCUGGCCCUGGCAGGUGUCCCUGCAGCAAACCAACGGCUUCCACUUCUGCGGUGGCUCUCUGAUCAACGAGAACUGGGUUGUGACCGCCGCCCACUGCAACGUCAGGACCUACCACAACGUGAUCGUCGGAGAGCACGAUAAGGGCUACGGCACCCAGGAGGCCACUCAGGUCAUCAAGCCCGCCAAGGUCUUCACCCACCCCAACUGGAACCCCCGUACCAUCAACAAUGACAUCAGCCUCAUCAAGCUGUCCACCCCGGCCCGCCUGAGCACCAAUGUGUCGCCCGUCUGCCUGGCUGAGAUCAGCGACAACUUCCCUGCUGGCAUGACCUGCGUGACCUCCGGAUGGGGCCUGACCCGCUACAACGCCCCCAGCACCCCCAACAAGCUGCAGCAGGCCGCUCUGCCCCUGCUGUCCAACGAGCAGUGCAAGAGACACUGGGGCAGCAACAUCUCCGACGUCAUGAUCUGCGCCGGUGGAGCCGGAGCCACUUCCUGCAUGGGAGACUCUGGUGGCCCCCUGGUCUGCCAGAAGGAUGGUGCCUGGACCCUGGUCGGAAUCGUGUCCUGGGGAAGCAGCAGAUGCUCCACCUCCACUCCCGCCGUCUACGCCCGCGUGACCGAGCUGCGCGCCUGGGCCGACCAGAUCCUCGCCUCCAACUAAGAAGGCCAAGUGCUGUCUGGCACGGUGCAUCUACAUCAUCCAGAUGAAUCUCAAUAAAGUUCUAAAACUUUAA